AUGGGGCGACCGCAGCAAUUCAAUGACGCCUCGGUCGCGAGCCGCAUUCAGGCAGAGCGCCAGGCCUUCAUCUCCAGCGUCAAGGACCGCGACGUCCUGCGCCUGGCGUCUUCGCACCACCCGUCGAAGCAGUCCUGCAGCUUCUUUCAGCCGGCAAUCUACGGCAGCUAUAAUAUCUGCUACUUUGUUGAGUUUGCGACGACGGACGAGAGAUGGACGGUCCGAAUACCGAUACGCCCAUGUUUUGCUCACGGCGGCCGAUCCAAGCUGACUUCGGAAGUGACGACGAUGAAAUACUUGGAAGCCCACACAGAUAUACCGAUACCGACCGUCCGGGCCUAUAAUCUGGACGGCGCAGACAGCUCUCUGUCUAUAUACCUGAUACUGGACUACGUCGAGGGUACCCAAUUGAGCUCCAUCAAUAUUCAAUCACUGGACAAGGAGAAGAAGAACCAGUUACAUAAAUCGCUGGCGAGAAUUGUACUUCAGCUGCGGAGACUUACCUUUCCGUCUUUCGGCACACUAUAUUGCUCGGAGAGCAACAAGCCCCGCGUCUCCAGCGGCAUCACGACCAAAGACAUCAACACCCAAGAGCUCAAGGGACUCGACCCACGGCGCAUACAGAAACAAUGCUACGGUGAGGGCGAUUCUCUACCGACCGCUUCAAACUAUACAGAGACGCUCAUACGCACGGCAUAUAAUGCUUUCUUCAAAGGCGCUGACAGCGUCGACCCGGACAUGAUUGACAGUAGCCUGUACCAUCUGGACCUCUUCCGCCAGCACGCCACCUUCUGGCUCGACCCGAAAAUCUCGCCUGUGCACUUUGUCCUUAGCCACGGCGACUUUACGCCGGAAAAUAUCCUGGUGGAUGAGCGCAGCAUGGCGAUCACGGCAGUGCUGGACUGGGGCUGGAGUCGCGUCGUGCCCGUGCAGUACUUCAUACCUCCUCUGUGGCUGAAACACACUGAAAUAUCAAAUCUGGCCUGGAAGCACACCUACGACGGCUACAUCUCGCAAGAGCUCAAUGCGUUCCUGUCCGUCGUCCGGGCGGAAGAGCGCAAAAAGUACAGGAGCAGCGCGCUCGCCGACCAGUGGGACCGGACAAAGCACGACGGCGGGUUCCUGAUUGCGCACGCCCUCGAGCACUGGCAAGACAUGGACGCGGUCGCGUUCCGGUACCUCAACACGCGCUACUAUGGCGGCACGUCGGGCCUGGAUGGACGCGUGGAGCGGUUCUUGCAGGAUGAUCCGCUGCGUGAGCUGGUCAUAGAUAUGAAGGAGAGGCAGGCCAAGGGCGAAGCGGCGCACGAGGAGGCGGAACAGACGGGGUCGAUGAGUGGGAGUGGUAGGUUGUGGCCGGGGCCAAAGGCGCUGCAGGGCAGUAUGAUGCUCCUCACUACGGGCGUGGGGUAUGGGCUAUGGAGGCUGGCGCUGGCAUCGGCGAGGCGGCCCCCAAGGAUAUAG
Messenger RNA from Akanthomyces muscarius, 1464 nucleotides. RefSeq lists its product as uncharacterized. The transcript has 2 exons. Bases 1 to 1464 code for a protein of 487 amino acids. Lineage: Eukaryota; Fungi; Ascomycota; Sordariomycetes; Hypocreales; Cordycipitaceae. The record is from RefSeq and is a predicted model, not a curated record.